Messenger RNA from Strongyloides ratti, 924 nucleotides. Its product is annotated as Nuclear hormone receptor HR96. Lineage: Eukaryota; Metazoa; Nematoda; Chromadorea; Rhabditida; Strongyloididae. Gene Ontology annotation, molecular function: RNA polymerase II cis-regulatory region sequence-specific DNA binding; zinc ion binding; nuclear receptor activity. Gene Ontology annotation, biological process: negative regulation of transcription by RNA polymerase II; cell differentiation; positive regulation of transcription by RNA polymerase II. The transcript is spliced from 2 exons. The coding region runs from base 1 to 924 and encodes 307 amino acids. The record is from RefSeq and is a predicted model, not a curated record.
AUGCGCGUUGAUUGGAUUUCUGAAUCAUCUACAAAUUCAAGAAGAGACUCUAUUUCUAGUUCUUUUUCUUCUAUAACUGAUAUAAGUAGUCGAAAUUCUAUAUGUAGUGAUACUAAAAAAAGAGGUAAUGCAAAUAAAGUUUGUAGAAUUUGUGGUGAUGUUGCUUAUAGUUAUAAUUUUAAUUGUGUUUCAUGUGAAUCAUGUAAGGCAUUCUUUAGAAGAAAUGCAUUAAGACCAAAAGAAUUUAAAUGUCCAUUUAAUGGAAAAUGUGAAGUUAAUAUAGUUUCACGAAGAUUUUGUCAAAAAUGUCGCCUAGAAAAAUGUUUUAAAUUAGGUAUGAAAAAAGAAUUAAUUUUAACUGAAGAGGAAAGAGAAUUAAAAAAUAAGAUGGUUCGUGAAAAAAGAGCUAAAAUUAAGAAAGAAAAAGAAAAUGCUGAGAGAAAAAAAUUAGAGUAUGCUUUAAAAAAUUCUUCUCAAUCAGAGACUUCAGUUGAUUCAAAGAAAAAAUGUGUAUGUAAAUGUAAUUGUGGUAAAUAUACUAAUGAAAUACCAUUAGAAGAAGUAUUAUUAUCAUAUAUUAAAAUAGCAAAUGAAAAAAAUAAGAUAGAUUAUAUUGAGCCAUCUAAUUUUCAGAAAACUUUAUCAUACUAUAAAACUUUAACACCUAUUUUAUCACCUAUACCAUCUCCAGACAAGAUAUCUUCUAAUAUCCAACAAUCUAAUUAUAAUAUACAACAUCCAACUAUUCCUCAGUCAGCACAAAUGAUUAUCAAUAAUGCAUUGACAAAUUUUAAUAUUAAUGAUUUUAAAAAACCAGCAAUAACUUUAAACAAUCAACUUUUUAAUAGUUUACUUGCUAGAGGAGCUAUUAAACCACUAUAUGUAAAUAAUAAUGUGAAUAAUUUCAGUAAUAAUUUCUAUUAA